UGAGUUCUCUUCUGUCCGGGUAGCGGGGUGCUCCGAGCUGGGGAAUGUGGCUCCACCCAUACGGCGUCCACUGCUUACCAGGAGCGGGGUCGGGGGGAGAGGGGAGCUGACAGAAGACCUAGUGGCAUCCCCAUUCACAAGACUCCGCCCUCAGAACUCGGGCAAAUAGGGGACAUCGGUCCGGGAGUUCCAGGUUCGGACCGGCUAGGAGAGGAGGAGAGGAAAGGGUCGCCGAGAGAUGGCAACCGCGGUGGUUGGGGACUACCAGCGGCUCCCGAGAGUCGCGACCUUUGGGUCUGAGAUCCGGCCCGUUAUGGCCCCGCCCCUAUCUUCUUCUUCGCUGCUCCGCCCAGCAAAUCUCCGCCCCUCGCUGGCCAAUCGGCGCUCGAUCGCCACGUCUGGGCUCUCCGCGUUCUUCUAGCGCUGUCUUUUUGGUCCCCACGUGGGCAGGCCGGUGAUGGCGGCGCUGGUUGUCUCCGAGGUGGCGGAGCCCGGCGGCCAAAAAGGCCCUGGCAGAGGUCGAGUCCCUCGGGGCCGCUUGGCCAAUCAGAUCCCCCCUGAGAUCCUGAACAACCCCCAGCUGCAGGCAGCCAUCCGAGUCCUGCCUUCCAACUAUAACUUUGAGAUCCCCAAGACCAUCUGGAGGAUCCAACAGGCCCAGGCCAAGAAGGUGGCCUUGCAAAUGCCUGAAGGCCUCCUCCUCUUCGCCUGCACCAUUGUGGAUAUCUUGGAGAGGUUCACAGAGGCCGAAGUGAUGGUGAUGGGUGAUGUGACCUACGGGGCUUGCUGUGUGGAUGACUUUACUGCAAGGGCCCUGGGAGCUGACUUCCUGGUGCACUAUGGCCACAGCUGUCUGGUUCCCAUGGACACCUCGGCCCAAGACUUCCGGGUGCUGUAUGUCUUUGUGGACAUCCGGAUAGACACCACCCACCUCCUGGACUCUAUCCGCCUCACCUUUCCCCCAGCCAGCGCCCUUGCCUUGGUCAGCACCAUUCAGUUUGUGUCAACCUUGCAGGCAGCUGCCCACGAGCUGAAAGCUGAGUAUCGUGUGAGUGUCCCACAGUGCAAACCCCUGUCCCCUGGGGAGAUUCUGGGCUGCACAUCCCCCAACCUGCCCAAAGAAGUGGAGGCUGUUGUAUACCUCGGAGAUGGCCGCUUCCAUCUGGAGUCUGUCAUGAUUGCCAACCCCAGUGUCCCCGCUUACCGAUAUGACCCAUAUAGCAAAGUCCUGUCCAGAGAGCACUAUGACCACCAGCGCAUGCAGGUCAACCGCCAAGAAGCCAUAGCCACUGCCCGCUCAGCUAAAUCUUGGGGCCUCAUCCUGGGUACUUUGGGCCGCCAAGGCAGCCCCAAGAUUCUGGAGCACCUGGAAUCUCGGCUCCGAGCCUUGGGACUUCCCUUCGUGAGGCUGCUGCUCUCUGAGAUCUUCCCCAGCAAGCUCAGCCUACUUCCUGAGGUGGAUGUGUGGGUGCAGGUGGCAUGUCCACGCCUCUCGAUUGACUGGGGCACAGCCUUCCCCAAGCCGCUGCUGACACCCUAUGAGGCGGCGGUGGCCCUGAGGGACAUUUCCUGGCAGCAGCCCUACCCCAUGGACUUCUACGCCGGCAGCUCCUUGGGACCGUGGACGGUGAACCACGGACGAGACCGGGCUCCCCAAGCCCAGGGCCGGCCGACGGUGGGGAAGGAGGUGCAGAAGGGGCCCACGGGCCCCUCUUCCGCCGCGGCCUGCGAGGGUUGCAGCUGCCGAGACGAGCAGGAGGCGCCGCCCGCCCCUUGAGACGCUCCUGGGUCUCAGAGCCCUGCCCUCCGGAGGAGCAGACUCGAGGCUGGUGGUUUUCAGAACAGGAGGCAGACGUGUUCUCCGCACUGAAGGAGCCUACAGUGUGCAGAGGUCUGGAGGAAGCCCUGGGAACGGUGGCACAGGCACUC
Messenger RNA from Equus caballus (horse), 1929 nucleotides. It is a transcript of the gene DPH1, whose product is annotated as diphthamide biosynthesis 1. The record is from RefSeq and is a predicted model, not a curated record. Gene Ontology annotation, biological process: protein histidyl modification to diphthamide. Gene Ontology annotation, molecular function: 2-(3-amino-3-carboxypropyl)histidine synthase activity. NCBI's taxonomy places the organism in Eukaryota, Metazoa, Chordata, Mammalia, Perissodactyla, Equidae.